GGCAAAGUUAGCUAAUGAAGUCUUCUUCAUUUGGUGGCUUUGAUGAGGCAUGCAGUGGAUAGUUGUGAGGUGGAUGACAUAAAGAAUGGAAAAUGUUGUUCUUUAUUAUUACCAUGGAAGAAAGAAUCUCUUAUUAUGAACUGCUGCAAGCAACAGAAAGAUUCGAUGAAAGCAAUUUACUUGGCACUGGGAGUUCUUGCUCUGUUUAUAAAGGAAUUCUUAACAAUGGGAAGGAUAUCGUUGUCAAGGUGUUUAAUAUGCAGCUAGAAGGUAUUUCAAGAAUAUUUGAUGUCGAAUGUGAGAUACUACGUAGCAUUCGACACAGGAAUCUGACAAGCGUCAUAAGCAGUUGCUCCAAUGAAGAGUUCAAGGCAUUAGUACUUGAAUAUAUGCCAAAGGGAAACCUUGAAAAAUGGUUAUAUUCCCACAGCUAUUGCUUGAAUAUGAUGGAAAGAUUGAAUAUAAUGAUUGAUGUUGCAUCUGCUUUGGAGUAUCUUCACCACGGUUAUUCAAUGCCCAUUGUCCACAGCGACUUGAAGCCUAGUAAUGUGCUGUUAGAUGAAGACAUGGUUGCCCAUGUAAGCGACUUUGGGAUAGCAAAGUUGUUAUGCGAUGGAGAUAGCUUUGUGUUAACCAACACGCUAGCAACAUUCGGUUACAUCGCUCCAGGUGAAGUUUCUCUAAAUAUAUUGAUUGCACUUCACUUUCAAUCAAUUAAUUGUGUCUUCCUUACUGCACAUAUCAUGAUUUUUGUUGUUCCAGAGUAUGGCUUGGAAGGGCUAGUUUCAACAAGGUGUGAUGUGUAGCUACGGGGUGAUGUUGAUUGAAACUUUUACGAGAAAAAAGCCUAGUGAUGAUAUGUUUUGCGGAGAUAUGAGCUUAAAGAGAUGGGUAGAACUCUCACUUUCGAAGAUCCCAGAUGAAGUGAUAGAUGCCAACUUAGUCAUGAAUUUGGAGGAAGAAAUGAUUGACAAGAAUAUGCAGUGUGUAUCAUCCAUACUUGAAUUGGCUCUGAAAUGCUCUGCCGACUCUCCCGGGGAUAGAAUCAACAUGAAACAAGCACAUGCAGAGUUGCAGAAAAUCAAACAUCGAUUUUCCCAAUGAGAUUCAAGUAAGGUAUUUUAAAGUUUGAUCAAUUGAUUUUAUAUCGUUCUGUAGUUCAAAGACCAAGUGCAGUCAUUUUCUUUCCUUGUAAUUCAUGCUUGUUUUGAUAAGUGCAAAACCGAAAUCAAAUAUACGAAGUUGAGUAAUUAAGUCUAAUUAAACGGUUAAUCAGGUUGUUCCUUAAUCGAGCGUAAAUAAAUAUGAAAGGAAUUAAUAAUGUUGACCCAGUAAUUAAUAGGCUUAAUAGUAAGGCAGCCUAAUAAUUAAUUAAAUAAAAGUGGGCAUGAAUUAAAUAAUGGCGUCCACUUGUAUAAAUAUCUGAAGCCCAAGUGAAAUAAUUAAAUCUGAGCCCAAAAAAGAUGACCCAUUUACUAAAUGAAUACUUGGGCUUAGAUAAAUAAAUAAUAAUCCCCCCGUCCCAUGAAUCUUGAGUUGCUUCUUUUUGGCACGAGAAUUAAAAAAUUGAAGAUUUGUAUAUUAAGUGUGUAAUUAAUAAAGUAGAAAAGUGAUGAAGUAGAAAAGUGAUUAGGUAAUUAGAAACUCUUAUUUUUUUUCCCUAAUCCUUAUUAUAUAUAGAAAUGACUCAAGAUUCGUUGGAUGACCGGAAAAGAAAAUUGACUCAAUUCGUGGGAAGGAGGGAGUAUAAGGCACAACUAAUUAAAUCAUUGGGCUCAAUAAAUAAAAAUGAUUCUGGGCCCAAAGAAAUAAUAAAAAGAGUCCAAUUAAAUAAUAAAAAAUGUUGGGCUCGAAAUAUCACAAUAUCAUAAUAUCAUAAGGCCCAAUUAAAAUAAAUCAACAAAUAAAGAGUAUGUUAGGAGAAAAAAUUCUCAAAAAAAAAAAGAAAAAUGAAAGAAAAAAUUCCUAAUAAAAUGUAGGCAAAAGAUAGUUUUUUUAGUUCCUAUAUGUUCUUUGCACGUGAAAUGAUAUGUAUGAUACUAAUAACAAAAUAAAGUUGAAGAUGAAUAAAGAAAAUGUGUAAAUGGAAAUCUCAUACGUUCAAUUAAUAAUGAUAAGAGUUGUAUUACGUUAACAAGUCAUGGGGGCUGAAGCCCCACCCAAAUUUUGAGAUUUUUUUUUGGUAAAUAUAUAUUUUAUAAAAGAAUUUUGUUUUACAAAAGUUGAUUUGCUUGUUAUAUUCCUUCUUAUAUACUUGUUUUAAAGAUAAUUGUGUUAUUUAAAACUAUAUAAUCUAUGAAAAAAUUUGUAAUGUAUUGAAACCGAUUUGUAAUAUAUUUAAACUAUAUAGUCUAUGAAAAUGUUGUUCGCUAUUAUGUUUGUCUUUUAAUAAAAAAUGCUUUAAAUAUACGAAAUGCCCAAAAAAAAUUGUAAUGUAUUGAAACAAAUUUGUUAAUAUAUUGAAAUUAUAUCAUUUAUGAAAAUAGUGUUCUUUAUUGUUAAUAUUAUGUUCGUCUUUUAAUAAAAAAUGACUUAAACUAGUUAUUCCAGAGGCAUGUGCAGGUCAUAUGCUCACUUCAUCCGUACUCUUAUUAAUGAUUAAUGAUAAUUUAAUUAUGUACUCUUAUUAAUUUGUUGUCUUAAUGCGAAAGUAAAAUGUAAUAUACUACUAAGUAAUAUGGGUUGGAUUUUGAACAUGCAUGUUGCAUAUGGGCUGGAUUUUAUUUGUUGAUAAUUUGGGUUGCCAAUUUAACUUUUCGUUACAUAUUGUGUUUUGAAUGGAUAAUUAUGAAAUCAUUUUUUCUAUUUCUAAUUUAUGCUUCUGUUAAAUGUCAUUGACAAGAUAUAACAUGUCGAGUUUUAAUACACUAUUUAGAUAAUUUUAGUAUAAAAUAUUUUUUUGAAAAAUAUAGAAUAUUUUCGUUUAAUUCUGACACUUAAUAAUCUAGCAUCGAGUGUAAUUACUCCCCAAAUCAUUUAAGGGUUCGUUUGCUUUUGAUGGAUAAAUUUAUCAUGAGAAAAUGCUGGAUAAUUUUAAAUGACUCAUUUCUUUUCUCACUCUAUAUAUAUAACAUAAAAGAGGAGUUUUUUUACCUCCGAUUUUUCUCUCUCUUCUCACUUCUUUC
Messenger RNA from Salvia miltiorrhiza (redroot sage), 3125 nucleotides. Its product is annotated as probable LRR receptor-like serine/threonine-protein kinase At3g47570. NCBI's taxonomy places the organism in Eukaryota, Viridiplantae, Streptophyta, Magnoliopsida, Lamiales, Lamiaceae. The transcript is spliced from 2 exons. Gene Ontology annotation, molecular function: ATP binding; protein kinase activity. Bases 93 to 806 code for a protein of 237 amino acids. The record is from RefSeq and is a predicted model, not a curated record. Gene Ontology annotation, biological process: protein phosphorylation.